GAAUCAUUUGAUAUCAUCUCAGAGGAGGAGGUGAAUGAAUUUAGGGCAGCAUUAGAAGAAGGUGACCUAUGUGCAGCAAGUGAAAAAAUCAGUCAGUCUCUAAAAGAUAUUGAAAAUGCUCCAUUAAACAUUGCAGUAACAGGAGAGGCAGGAUCGGGAAAGUCUACUUUUGUCAACGCCAUCCGAGGCCUGGAUAAUGAUGAAGAAGAAGGCGCUGCUAAAACAGGAGUCACGGAAACCACUAAGGAACCAAAAGCCUAUCCACAUCUACAGUUCCAAAACGUGACAUUUUGGGAUUUACCCGGAAUUGGAACCCCAAAUUUUAGCCCAAACAAUUACCUCAAAGCUGUUGAGUUCCAUCGAUAUGACUUUUUUAUAAUCAUGUCAAGUGAACGUUUCAGACACAAUGAUAUGGAGCUGGCUAAAGAGAUCAAGUCCAUGGGAAAGAAAUUUUACUUUGUGCGAUCGAAAGUAGAUUCAGACAUGUAUGCUUCUCAAAUGCGUCGGAAAAAGUCAUAUAACGAAGAGAAUAUAUUGAAUGAGAUUCGGGAUGACUGUGUUAAAUGCCUAUAUGAUGGUGGGAUCCAAGAUCCAAAGGUAUUUCUUCUCUCCUCUCUAGACUUUAACAAAUAUGACUUCAUCAAAAUGCAAGAGACUCUAGAAGAGGAACUUCCGAGUCAAAAGCGGCACGUUUUCAUGUUAUGUUUGCCCAAUAUUUCUCGCCCAAUUCUAGAAAAGAAAAGAGAAGCUCUAAAGAAGCAGAUUUGGAAGUGGGCAAGUCUCUCCUGUGCUGUGGCAACAGUCCCUAUUCCAGGACUGUCAGUGGCUUGUGAUGUUGGCAUCUUGGUGAGAGAAAUGAAAAGAUAUCGGGAUGCAUUUGGCCUGGAUCAAAGAUCUCUUGAAAAGCUCGCUAACAGAUUUGAUAAAGAUGUUGAUGAGUUGAAGUCUGUGAUCAAGUCACCUAUAGUGAUAAAAGAGAUAAACAAAGAACUUGUCACCACCUUAUUAACCAGAGGAGCAGCUGGGUCACUCAUGUUCAUUGAAUACUUAGCUAGUAAUAUACCUGUUAUUGGCACAGCAGCAGCAGGCGGCAUCUCAUUUGGUACAACAUAUUUAAUGCUUUAUUGCUUCUUGAAAGAUAUUGCUGAGGAUGCAGUAAGAGUUCUUGAAAAAGCUUUAGAGUCAUCUGUUUAG
Messenger RNA from Staurois parvus, 1194 nucleotides. The record is from the annotation of a GenBank genome assembly. NCBI's taxonomy places the organism in Eukaryota, Metazoa, Chordata, Amphibia, Anura, Ranidae.